Molecule: messenger RNA, 1255 nt
Organism: Patiria miniata (bat star)
Lineage: Eukaryota; Metazoa; Echinodermata; Asteroidea; Valvatida; Asterinidae
Product: catechol O-methyltransferase-like
Exons: 4
Coding region: 272-937 (221 amino acids)
Biological process (GO): dopamine metabolic process; developmental process; catecholamine catabolic process
Molecular function (GO): catechol O-methyltransferase activity
Source: RefSeq, a predicted model, not a curated record
GUCACUACUAGACGUCACACUAGCUAUAGCCAUAGCUCAGAGCAGACGGGGCGCGGUUGCUGCUGACGAACUUGCCACCAUCUGCACUCAGAACUGCGGUUUGCACACGAAAACCUUCUGAGCUCCGAGUUGUUCUCUGGUCCUUGGGGUUAUUGUUACCGAAGGCAGCCCACUGCUCAAAAGUCCUCACACACAAAGGAUUUCCAAGUUAUCAAGUUUCAAAAGCACAACGACGGUACGGAACAGGACAAUUUUCAAGAGUACGGUAGUCAUGGUGGAGGAAGCGGAAGCGAUGACCGAGCGGGCCGGCAAGAUGCUCGCCUACGUCCUACAGCACGCGGUGGAGGGAGACGCGGCCAGCGUGAUACGCACUGCAGACGAGUACGGCUACAAGUAUGAACGGAUGAUGCACGUCGGAGACAUGAAAGGUGAAAUAGUCCGCGAAGUUGUCAACGAGCUGGCGCCCAAAGUCAUCCUGGAGCUGGGCACGUAUUUCGGCUACUCGGCCGUGCUGAUCGCCAGCGUCAUGCCCGAAGGGAGUCGGUUGUUGACGGUUGAAUUUAAUGAGAAGAACGCCGAUGUCGCCCGGCAGUUCAUUCAGUUUGCCGGGGUGGACGAUAAGGUCACCCUCAUCGUCGGUGAUUCCGCGAGAGUCAUCAAACGCCUGCACGAAGACUACUCCGUGAAGACUUUGGAUUUCGUGUUCCUGGACCACUGGAAAGACGUCUACAAGCGUGACCUCCAACUUCUGGAGGAAACACGCCUCCUGCACAAAGGCACGGUGAUCUUGGCCGAUAAUGUCAUCAGGCCGGGCGCACCGGAGUACCUGAAGUACGUGGAGACAUCGGAAUGGUACCAAACGGAACGAAAGUACUCCAAGUUCCAAUAUACGGACGAGGAUGAUGCACUGGCCAAAUCGGUCUAUUUCGGCCCGUAAAUUAAUCACCCCUUCCCUUGGAUUUCUGAUUUUGGUGUUGAGUGUUUUGUGUAUGCCGUUGUUAUUAAAUGGGUUCUGAAACUAUAACUAUAAAUUUUGCGAUUUACGUUUAUUUGAGAUCAUGACGUCCAUCAUCGGGUUAAAAUAUUGUUAACAUAUUCAUAUAUGCAAAAUAUUUAAUCUAUUUGAUAUGUGGAAGAGGAACGCCGGUGUUAUUGUUAUAUAUGACAUCAACAAAUCCCACCACCGUCUUAUAAUGUUCACUUAAAAUAUUUAUUAUAGGUUACGUCCGUUAUGUUAUGGGCUAGCACAUUUUAA